Molecule: messenger RNA, 954 nt
Organism: Triticum aestivum (bread wheat)
Lineage: Eukaryota; Viridiplantae; Streptophyta; Magnoliopsida; Poales; Poaceae
Product: heavy metal-associated isoprenylated plant protein 2
Exons: 3
Coding region: 166-615 (149 amino acids)
Molecular function (GO): metal ion binding
Source: RefSeq, a predicted model, not a curated record
UGGCAAUGAUUGUUGCAAUUGACCGAGUCCAGAGUCCAAACCACCAAGGGAGUAUAAAGCCAGAGAGGAGGCUUUCGGGAGAGCUUGCAUCCAGGCACAUAUACCAAGUACACCAAUCAGCAACCUUCAAGUAUCCUAGUUUGAUCUCGCCGCGAGCCCGUGAAGAUGAAGAUGGUGCUUAAGGUGCCGAUGGUCUGCAAGAAGUGCAAAUCUUGCGUCCUUACGAUUGUGUCCAAGGUCAAAGGCGUCAAGUCGAUGGCAUACGACGAGGAGAAGAGCACGCUGACGGUGGUGGGGGAAGUGGACGUGGUGGUGGUCGUCGACGCGCUGCGCAAGGGGAAGCACCCGGCGACAGUGGUGACGGUGGGCGACGAGAAGAAGGAAGCGGAGGAGAAGAAGAAGAAGGAGGAAGAGGAGAAGAAGAAGAAGGAGGCCGAGGAGAAGAAGAAGAAGGAAUGCCUGGAGAAGAUGCAGAAGUGCUGCCCCAAGGCUUGCCCGCCGCCACUCUACUGCCCCAAGGCUUGCUCGCCGCCACGCCACUGCCCGCCGCCACCCCGCUGCCCGCCGCAAUCCUACUGCUACGUCGACGACUCCGGCCCCUGCACCAUCGUGUGAGCGAGAGGGGAGAUCAUCGACCCGGCGCCGAUCGUUGUUGCCGGUGCAAAUCAAGCCACUCCUCCAGGCCAGGCACACCAAUUAAUUCGUGCGUACGUCUUGUUCAUCGUUCAGAAGAUUCAGAGCUUGCAUGCACACUAUUUUCUUUUCCUGUAUCUUUUCCGGUUCCUGUGAUCAAGAAUUGUAUGUCUCCACGGAGACCUUCUUUUACUACUCACAACUCGUCUACUUGCAAUCUGCAAAUGAGCUGUUUGGUUCAUGACCAUGCGACGACUUGGAUAUAAGAUUGGUGGUGGGGUUCUUAGCUUCACCUAAUAAUGUGACAAGUUGAUUAGUCUA